UGGGGAAUCCUCAACUGUGGUAACGGGAGACAAAUUCGUUGACCCCCUAGUCUUCCCUUCAACAGAGGCGGGAAGAGAGAGAGAGAGAGAAUGGAAAGAUCCAAGAAGAACGCUCCUUCUCCUUUGGCACAACAUCCAAGGUCUAUUGCAGACGAUUUCAACCCCUUCGCAAGUCUUUCUUUAAUCCCAUACAUUACAAGUUAGGACCAUCGCUGCUGCUGCCACCACAAUUCGGAAUACCGCUAGGCUCUGCUAAGAGACUGUUUUGAUCUUCUUCCUCGAUCAAUCUAGUCGUCAGACGAUACAGAUAUGCCAGAUUCCCAAUGUGAAGAACCCAUCACUGAUUUCUUCAACCAGUGGACUGAUAAGUUCUCCAGAAGCACCAGACCCACGAACAAUGAUCUGGUCCUAGAUAUCAGUGGCAAUCUGAAAGAAAUUGAGAAAUCCAUUGCUUCAGUCACCCAAUGGAAGAAAGAAGUAACCGAAGUUUUCAGAAAACUGAGCCAAGACCUCGAACCAAAGGUCCCCGGAAACCUCAGAUACAUCGCUAAGAAUGUCAAUAAAAUCAAGAGGGGAACUACAAAUACUGUGAAGCUUCCCAGAGUAGAGCUCAUUAAGUCAGAACCCAAUAAUCACAGACAAUUAACAACCUGGAAGAAGCUCAAGUCGGAGGAGACGAUAAUGGCAAGCCCAGGUAUGGCCAUGGUGAAGUCUACCUACGAUGGUUUAGAACCUCGGGUGAAGCUCUGCUUCCUCUGUCUUUCUAUAUUCCCGGAGAAUUUAGCCAUAAGGAAGAGAUCUUUGAUCUACUGGUGGAUAGGGGAAGGGUUUGUCGAUGGCAAGAACGCUGAGCAGGAAGCAGAGAAAUGCUUCAAGAAACUAUGUGACAGUGGCCUUGUAGAAGGCAUCUAUAGACAAUACAGCAGAUCACCUCAUAGCUGCAGAUUGCAUCCAUGGAUUCGUUGGAUGGCCAUCGAAAUUGCAAAAGAAACCAUGUUCUUCGACUUCGAUUUGAAUGGAAAGCCAAUCCCAUAUCCCUCCAAUUGCACACGGCGUGCUUGUGUGGCGACGUCUAGAGGAGAAAAAGAAGAAGAAGAAGAAGAAGAAGAAGACGCAGAGCUACGAGCAGAGAAGGUUAAUCUGGAGCCAAAUGCGAGCAAAUUGCGUUCUCUGUUCAAUGUAGAUGUAAACUGCAUCGAAUGUGAUGAGGACGAAUUCAAGAAGCUGAAGGAACUUGUGACUUUGCAGCUAGGACGAUGGAGUACCGCACCUGAACAUCACAUUGAACUGCUAAACCCAACCUUCCUCGAUCAUUUGAAGCUAUUGAAAAAGCUAAGGUAUUUGGGUCUUCAGGGAAUUUCAAGAAUAACAGAGCUUUCAGGGAUUCAACGGCUUAGUGAAUUGAGGGUUUUGGAUCUCAGAGCAUGUCAUAAUUUGGAGAAAUUGCCCGCAGAGAUAGCUUCACUCAAGAAGCUAACGCACUUAGAUGUUUCAGAAUGCUACUUGCUUGAGUAUAUGCCAAAGGGUCUCGGAGAACUUCCAGAACUUCAAUUGUUAAAUGGGUUUGUAGUGAAUAUUUGGAGAAAGGAAGCCUGCGACCUCCGUGAAUUAACCAAUCUGAAUAACCUUCAGAAACUCAGCAUAACAGUAGGCAAGGAUGCCAUGCAGGUCUUGGAUCCGAAUGAAGAAGUUAAAGAUGGGGUCUUGGAACCGAUUGGAGACAUUACAGGUCUGCAAUCUCUUAGGAUAACUUGGGGAUCUACCAUAGAAAACAAAAAAUACAGAACACGAAAGAUGAUUGCCAGGUUGUCCGUAGUUACAAAAGCAGUCAUGAGGUUUAAAAGAGUUCUAAGCAGGGUUAGGCAGCCUGUGCCUGUGCCUGCUCCUGACCACGACGGAGACGGAGCUGGAGCUGGAGCUGGAGCUGGAGCUGGAGCGAGGUUGUCUAUAAUUACGAAAGCACUCAUGAAAUUCAGAAAAGUUCCAAGAAGGCUUAGGCUGGCUUUAAGGACUCCCCCUGAGCAGCCACCAUUGUCUAAGAUCACCCUUUUUCUUCCUCCUUCUCUCACAAAAUUAGAUCUCCAGUGCUACCCUGAAGAGGAGCCACCGAGGUUUAUAAGGAAAGAACCGCAUGAGAAAAAGAAGAGCUUGGAAAAGCUUUAUUUUAGGGGAGGUUGGUUGAAAAGCCUAAGAGGGAUUAAAAAUGAAGAGGUUUCAGAAGUGAAGUUUAUCCGUCUAGGCUUCCUAAGAAAGGAUUUCGAUAUGAAAAAGGAUGAUUUCAAGACAAAAUUCCCAAGUCUACAAAACCUACAGGUGGUUCCCAGGAAAGAUGGAGCCGGCACCAGCUCCAAUUGUACGUUUUGAUCGUAAUUUUUAGUUGUUUUAUGUGUUUGCUGCUUUAGUUUCUUCUCUGCAAUUUCAUCGAUGUUGUAAUCAGUCAUGACUCAUGAGUCAUCUCUUAUGCUCAAUCAAGAUCGAUGUCAAGUGGAUCGGGUUAACAGGA
Molecule: messenger RNA, 2503 nt
Organism: Macadamia integrifolia
Lineage: Eukaryota; Viridiplantae; Streptophyta; Magnoliopsida; Proteales; Proteaceae
Product: probable disease resistance protein At4g27220
Exons: 2
Coding region: 310-2364 (684 amino acids)
Biological process (GO): defense response to other organism
Source: RefSeq, a predicted model, not a curated record